Molecule: messenger RNA, 1074 nt
Organism: Sapajus apella (tufted capuchin)
Lineage: Eukaryota; Metazoa; Chordata; Mammalia; Primates; Cebidae
Product: chromosome unknown C8orf49 homolog
Source: RefSeq, a predicted model, not a curated record
CUUCAGCUUGGGUGACAGAGCGAGACUCUGUUUCAAACAACAAAACAACAAACAAAACCUUUGGAAGCCCACGUCAAGUCAUUUAACCAUUAAGAAGCGCAUUUAUCUUUAAAAUUUGACUUUUAAAUGCCUCAAAGAAAAGUGAGCAGUAAAAAAUUAACUUGAGCUGUGAUUACUCUGUGAUUAUGUUUGCCUUAACAAUAAUGAAAAUAAGUUUAUAGUCUCUGAAUAUGCACCAAAUGAGCCAGGGUGGGAGUAUUAGGACAGACCCCCCACCGCAGAGCCCCCAGCUCUCUCGUGGACCGAGCUCACAGGACACAGCCAUUUGGAAAGCUUUUUCUUUUGGAGUGGGACUGGGUGUUCUGAGUUUGGUUUGCUUGUGACAUCAUUUUGUGACGCUGACACCUGCUCUUCAGAGUGCACCCUUGCCUUGCUUGCUUGAAGCUGGAACACGAAUUCAUCACCCUGUAGUAACAGGGAUUCGCCGUCUCCGUGAGGCUUAGCCUGGAAGUGGAAUCUCCAGGGAUCUCCUGUGGUCUGUCUGCCACUUUAUACUGUUGCUGUCAUUUCAGUCACUGAGGCCCUGUCCCUGGUCCUGCAGGGACAUGGUGCUGCCCUAUAAGCUCUCUCCUCCAGAUAGCAGUGGCAGUGGCAUUUGCAAAAAGGCUAUUUGAUAACAAAGAAAAUCAUCAAAGCGAAGAUGAUAUUAAAACAGACCUCAUUUUUCAGAGUCCAUGUUUUUUUCUGGUCUGUGCACGCCAGCUCACUUUGGCUAAAACCCGGGAGAGCGGGGAGUUAGUUUUGCAAAAGUGCUGAUCGCACAGCUGUGCUCCAAAUUAACCAGAAUACAAGAACUGAAAAAGCCUGUGAGAUACUGAUGCUCGUGAUUGCCAGCUCCAGGAGGGGAGGUUUUCAGAUGAACACAAAAACGAGGCUCCUCCCGUCCCGAGGUGAGUGAUGAUAACACUGUCAUAAUGUACUCACGCUCACUCCAUUCCCUCCGGGAUGACUGUCUUCAGUUCUACAGCUGUGGCCACCAUUCUUCACCUGAUAAACUCCCUGUCUCUCUCUCUC